Rubroshorea leprosula is the source of this 969-nucleotide messenger RNA. NCBI's taxonomy places the organism in Eukaryota, Viridiplantae, Streptophyta, Magnoliopsida, Malvales, Dipterocarpaceae. The record is from the annotation of a GenBank genome assembly.
GAUGCAUUAGAUGGAAAAUGCAAUGCAAUGGACAUAUGACAUGAAAUUUGCAAGACAUAUGGAAGAUUUAAUGUGAAAUGAGUAGGAUGGACAUAUGACAUGUGAAACAAUCAUGAACUUUUUUUUUUUUUUUUAAUGAUGCAUGGGGUUGAAAAUGAAGAUACAAAGUGCAUGAAAUGCUCCUUACCUCAAGAAUGAUGUCUGAAUGCAAAAGAUGAAUAACUAAUCAUACCUCAAAUGCAUAUAAGAAUAAAAAACCUGUCAUGUGCAGAGACAAAGUUAGUGAAGAAAAAUGCCCCUUUUUGUGUCUUAGACACGGGAUCCCUAACCUCACGGGUGGGAUGCUAAGGGAAACAUGUCCUAGGGUUGCGGGAAGAAUUGCUCUUCCAGGCCAGAUUCGUAAGGAUUCCAGACUAGAGGUCAGGUUCACCUCCGACACAGACCUAAUGCAAAAUGAGAGCACGUCGGGCGCAGAGCAGGGAGCAAGGGCGCAGGCUGGUGCAGGGGCGAGGCUCGGACGUGCAGGGGACCCGGGUUCGGGGCGCAGGGCGCAGGGCGCAGGGCGCGGGCUGGUUCGGGAAAAAAAACAAAUUUGAUGGGGAAAGAGAAGGUUCCAGACACCUUCUUUUUUUCUUUUUUCUUUUUUUUUUGGGUUUGGGUUUGGGUAAAUGGGUAUUGGGAUUUUGGGCUUGGGUAGUUGGUAGGCUUGGGUUUUGGAUUUUUGGGUAAUUUUUGGUUUUGGGAUUUUGGGCUUGGGUAGUUGGUAGGCUUUGGGUUUUGGGUAAUUGGGUUUGAGUUUGGUGAGUUUUGGAUUGGGUUUGAUGGGUUUUGGGUAGACUUUGCAUUUCACCCCUCCAACUUUCCAUUUCUUCAAUUGAGUCCUUUUUCUCAUCUUCUUUUCCAAUCUUCUUCGUAAAAUUUCCUUUUUGCCCUCCCCUUUUUUUCUUUGAAUGAACCUAACAAGUAAAA